Pecten maximus is the source of this 4153-nucleotide messenger RNA. Its product is annotated as tRNA N(3)-methylcytidine methyltransferase METTL6-like. The transcript is spliced from 9 exons. NCBI's taxonomy places the organism in Eukaryota, Metazoa, Mollusca, Bivalvia, Pectinida, Pectinidae. Bases 77 to 1153 code for a protein of 358 amino acids. The record is from RefSeq and is a predicted model, not a curated record.
CAGCUAUUUCCGGUCUAUCGUGGUGCAUAUGCCAUGAAAUACAGAAUUAAACCUAAAUUGGAGGUGUGAAAUACACAUGGCUAGCUGUAACGAGAAAUGUGAUAUGGAAGAUACCAGAAGUGUAAUUCUUGGUCAUUCAGCAAGAGUCCUGACCAAAGAUGAGAAGCAAAAACUUGAGAAAGAUGAUGAACUGAUUUCUGAAUUUAAAAGGAACAAAUAUGAACUAGAAGCUAAGAAAAACUGGGAUUUAUUUUACAAAAGAAACACAACAAAAUUCUUCAAGGACAGGCACUGGACAACCAGAGAGUUUAAUGAAUUGUGUAGUAACCUUGGAAGUUCUAGUGGCACACGAGUAAUACUUGAAGUAGGAUGUGGGGUGGGCAACUUCAUCUUCCCACUCCUAGAGCAGGACAGCUCCUUGUACUUCCAUGCAUGUGACUUUUCACCCAGAGCUGUACAGUUUGUCAAGGAGAAUCCGCUUUAUGAUCCGGAAAGGUGUAAUGUCUUCCAAUGUGACAUCACCACUGACCCUCUAACCAAUCACAUGCCCGAAAACUCUGUCAACUUGGUGUCCAUGAUUUUUGUCCUGUCCGCUAUUAAUCCAGAGAAAAUGACCGCUGCAUUAUCCAACAUUGUCAAGGUGUUGAGACCGGGUGGUUUGCUGUUGUUUCGGGACUAUGGGCUAUAUGAUUAUGCCAUGCUGAGAUUUCAAUCAGGACACAAGCUAUCCGAGAACUUUUAUGUCAGACAAGAUGGCACACGGGCAUACUACUUCUCUACUGAAUUACUGAUGAAGUUGGUGUCAGAAGUAGGCUUAACAGUUUGUGAGUGUGAAUAUGUACAGAGGGAAACUGUUAAUAGAAAAGAAGGACUGAGUGUUCCUCGAAUAUUUGUACAAGGAAAGUUUGUCAAACCAAACCAGACUGACAACUCAGCAUUAAACGAGAGUGACUCUAGAUCUCCUAAAACCUGCAAAGUUUUAACGACUGGUGAUAUAGAUUGUCAAAUAAACUCACAAAAUACAUAUAAAAGUGAUGGAAGAGACAAUGAUACAUCUCAUAUAAUCUCACAAAGUACAGAUGGGUGUGAUACAAGAGACAAUGAUACAAAAUCUCAAACAAACUCACAGAAUACAGAUGGACAUGUGUCAUAGUCAUAGAUAUGUGUUAAUCCACAUAAUAUAACGAAACAUUCAGGUGAGAAUUACACUGAGAGACAGUUGAUACCAUAGAGUUUGAUCAGGGAUCAGAGGAACAUCUGGUACCAUAGAGGUUGAUCAGGAAUGAGAGAGACAUCUGGUACCAUAGAGGUUGAUCAGGGAUGGAAGGGACAUCUGGUAUCAUAGAGGUUGAUCAGGAAUGAGAGAGACAUCUGGUACCAUAGAGGUUGAUCAGGGAUGAGAGACAUCUGGUACCAUAGAGGUUGAUCAGGAAUGAGAGGGACAUCUAGUACCAUAGAGUUUGAUCAGGAAUGAGAGGGACAUCUGGUACCAUAGAGAGGUUAAUCAACGAUGAGAGGGACAUCUGGUACCAUAGAGGUUGAUCAGGGAUCAGAGGAACAUCUGGUACCAUAGAGUUUGAUCAGGAAUGAGAGGGACAUCUGGUACCAUAGAGUUUGAUCAGGAAUGAGAGGGACAUCUUGUAGUGUAGAGGUUGAUCAGGGCUCAGAGGGACAUCUAGUACCAUGGAGGUUGAUCAGGGAUGGAAGGGACAUCUGGUACCAUAGAGGUUGAUCAGGGAUGAGAGGGACAUCUGGUACCAUAGAGUUUGAUCAGGGAUGGAAGGGACAUCUGGUACAAUAGAGGUUGAUCAGGGAUGGAAGGGACAUCUGGUACAAUAGAGGUUGAUCAGGGAUCAGAGGGACAUCUGGUACAUUAGAGGUUGAUCAGGGAUGGAAGGGACAUCUGGUACCAUAGAGGUUGAUCAGGGAUGGAAGGGACAUCUGGUACCAUAGAGGUUGAUCAGGGAUGAUAGGGACAUCUGGUACCAUAGAGGUUGAUCAGGGAUCAGAGGGACAUCUGGUACCAUAGAGGUUGAUCAGGGAUCAGAGGGACAUCUGGUACCAUAGAGUUUGAUCAGGAAUGAGAGGGACAUCUGGUACCAUAGAGGUUGAUCAGGGAUCAGAGGGACAUCUGGUACCAUAGAGGUUGAUCAGGGAUCAGAGGGACAUCUGGUACCAUAGAGGUUGAUCAAGGAUGAGAGGUACAUCUGGUACCAUAGAGGUUGAUCAGGGAUGGAAGGGACAUCUGGUACCAUAGAGGUUGAUCAGGGAUGAUAGGGACAUCUGGUACCAUAGAGGUUGAUCAGGGAUGAGAGGGAUAUCUGGUACCAUAGAGGUUGAUCAGGGAUGAGAUGGACAUCUGGUACCAUAGAGAGGUUAAUCAACGAUGAGAGGGACAUCUGGUACCAUAGAGGUUGAUCAGGGAUCAGAGGAACAUCUGGUACCAUAGAGUUUGAUCAGGAAUGAGAGGGACAUCUGGUACCAUAGAGUUUGAUCAGGAAUGAGAGGGACAUCUUGUAGUGUAGAGGUUGAUCAGGGCUCAGAGGGACAUCUAGUACCAUGGAGGUUGAUCAGGGAUGGAAGGGACAUCUGGUACCAUAGAGGUUGAUCAGGGAUGAGAGGGACAUCUGGUACCAUAGAGUUUGAUCAGGGAUGGAAGGGACAUCUGGUACAAUAGAGGUUGAUCAGGGAUGGAAGGGACAUCUGGUACAAUAGAGGUUGAUCAGGGAUCAGAGGGACAUCUGGUACAUUAGAGGUUGAUCAGGGAUGGAAGGGACAUCUGGUACCAUAGAGGUUGAUCAGGGAUGGAAGGGACAUCUGGUACCAUAGAGGUUGAUCAGGGAUGAUAGGGACAUCUGGUACCAUAGAGGUUGAUCAGGGAUCAGAGGGACAUCUGGUACCAUAGAGGUUGAUCAGGGAUCAGAGGGACAUCUGGUACCAUAGAGUUUGAUCAGGAAUGAGAGGGACAUCUGGUACCAUAGAGGUUGAUCAGGGAUCAGAGGGACAUCUGGUACCAUAGAGGUUGAUCAGGGAUCAGAGGGACAUCUGGUACCAUAGAGGUUGAUCAAGGAUGAGAGGUACAUCUGGUACCAUAGAGGUUGAUCAGGGAUGGAAGGGACAUCUGGUACCAUAGAGGUUGAUCAGGGAUGAUAGGGACAUCUGGUACCAUAGAGGUUGAUCAGGGAUGAGAGGGAUAUCUGGUACCAUAGAGGUUGAUCAGGGAUCAGAGGGACAACUGGUACCAUAGAGGUUGAUCAGGGAUGAGAUGGACAUCUGGUACCAUAGAGGUUGAUCAGGGAUGAUAGGGACAUCUGGUACCAUAGAGGUUGAUCAAGGAUGAGAGGGAUAUCUGGUACCAUAGAGGUUGAUCAGGGAUGAGGGGGACAUUUGGUACCAUAGAGGUUAAUCAGCGAUGAUAGGGACAUCUGGUACCAUGGAGGUUGAUCAGGGAUCAGAGGGACAUCUGGUACCAUAGAGGUUGAUCAGGGAUGAGAGGGACAUCUGGUACCAUAGAGGUUGAUCAGGGAUCAGAGGGACAACUGGUACCAUAGAGGUUGAUCAGGGAUGAGAGGUACAUCUGGUACCAUAGAGGUUGAUCAGGGAUGUGAGGGACAUCUGGUACCAUGGAGGUUGAUCAGGGAUCAGAGGGACAUCUGGUACCAUAGAGGUUGAUCAGGGAUGAGAGGGACAUCUGGUACCAUAGAGGUUGAUCAGGGAUGAGAGGGACAUCUGGUACCAUAGAGGCUGAUCAGGGAUGAGAGGGACAUCUGGUACCAUAGAGGCUGAUCAGGGAUGAGAGGGACAUCUGGUACCAUAGAGGCUGAUCAAGGAUGAGAGGGACAUCUGGUACCAUAGAGGCUGAUCAGGGAUGAGAGGGACAUCUGGUACCAUAGAGGCUGAUCAGGGAUCAGAGGGACAACUGGUACCAUAGAGGCUGAUCAGGGAUGAGAGGGACAUCUGGUACCAUAGAGGCUGAUCAGGGAUGAGAGGGACAUCUGGUACCAUAGAAGUUGAUCAGGGAUCAGAGGGACAACUGGUACCAUAGACGUUGAUCAGGGAUGGAAGGGACAUCUGGUACCAUAGAGGUUGAUCAGGGAUCAGAGGAACAUCUGGUACCAUAGAGGUUGAUCAGGGUUGAUAGGGACAUCUGGUA